Messenger RNA from Spodoptera litura, 6782 nucleotides. It is a transcript of the gene KrT95D, whose product is annotated as phosphofurin acidic cluster sorting protein KrT95D. Gene Ontology annotation, biological process: protein localization to plasma membrane. NCBI's taxonomy places the organism in Eukaryota, Metazoa, Arthropoda, Insecta, Lepidoptera, Noctuidae. The record is from RefSeq and is a predicted model, not a curated record.
UGUCAAACGUAUCGAACGCCUUCGGUCGGCUCGCUGCGAUUCACCAGUCGACCGUGCUAUAAAUUUACAGAGUAUUGUUGUGAUUGCGUCGGCAUCGGCUUCGUGUAUGAACUGUGUUAUAAAAAUGAAUACAGUGUCGUGUUUAGUGAUUAAAUAACAAUGCCAAUUGUAAUGUACACUAGUGUUGUGUUGUGAAACCGUUGUUUGGUGCUGUUUAAGAUGACCGAGAAAAAUAAAUCGGAAAAGAUGACUAAUGCAUCCAAACCUGUUCCCAUGAAACUUUUUGCGGCCUGGGAAGUGGACAGGACGCCUUCCAACUGCAUUCCCAGGCUGUGCACUCUUCGGAUAACCAGGCUCAGAGUAUGUGGUGCGCUGGGUGAGACAGGCGGUGGCGCUGCCAGUGGCGCGGGCGCCGGCGCCGUAAUCCUCGCCGCGCGCAUGCACAGCUCCAAGCGCACGCUGCGGUCCAACGACAUCGCAGUCCCACCGCUUGAUGUCGAGCUCGACUUAUGCUUCUCCUUGCAAUACCCUCACUUCGUCAAACGGGAUGGUAACAGAUUACAAAUCAUGCUACAGCGUCGCAAGAAGUACAAGAACCGCACAAUUUUGGGAUACAAGACUUUAGCCGAGGGUGUUAUCAGGAUGGACCAGGUACUUCAAAGGUCGAUGGACAUGGAGCUGGAGCUGACAGGUGUUGGUGGCAAAGUGGGCGCUGCUGCAGGACAGCCAGUCGCCAAGCUGACCAUCACCGGCCUCGCGUCCACACCCGUAGACCAUGAUACUAAGAACAAUAAUACUUUGCUUAUUACAGAACGAGGCUAUUCAGAUGAAGAAGAAGAAGGGGAAUUCAGUUCGGUGGAGGAAGCCGAUGAAAUGACGUACGGAGCUCCCGCCAGGCGGCGCGCGCAUCGACAAUUGGCGUUCAACAAAACUGAUUUAUCGUAUACCAAGUUGUCCCGUUCUCGCGACUUGAGCUUCAUGGAGCGCGAGCGAAAGAGACAGAGCUAUAUAAACUCUAAGGCGAACGACAGAGACAGCGACAGUGAGCUAGAGACUGCGGCCGCGAAACGCAAGGGCAGCCGCGGGAAGCUCGCGCAACGCAACUUGAAGCAGAAGUUCGCGGCGUUGUUGCGGCGGUUCCGAGUCCCCGAGGAACUGUCGGAGCGAGGCGCAACAAGGGACACGCAUCAUGCCCAACACGACAUUGAUGAACUAUUCCAGGAACUGGAAUCUUUAUCAUGCGGCGAGGGCGAGGAUUCAGGUCCAGAUCAGAUGGAUACCAUCAGCAUCGGUUCCACACCCAAACCCUCGCUGAGACCUUUCUUCAGCAGCUCCAGGAGUCUCGCCAACCAGGAGCAUCACAGGCAUUCCAACGGUGCAUGCGCAGUGGUGCGGCACGCGAGCGUCGCGUCCGGGGCCGAGCUCGCCGCGCUGCGCGAGAGACACAUCAGCACGCAGCCGCUCACAGAAUCAGAAGCGGUCAGAAGUUCUGCUGGUGACGAGAGAGCCAGCGAUGGUAACAGUGACGGUGAUGCCACCAUUGACGCGCCCGUGUCGGGAGCUUCAGUAUCCAGCUCCCCGCCUAACGAGAUCAAGGUCAGGGAGGACAAACGGUCCCGGUUAUUUCGUAGUGCGACGAGCGGUGGCAACCUUAUACCGGGGGGCGGGGUCACGCGCAAGAAGAACUCGCUCGUAGUGGGCGCCGAGAGACCGCUCUCUGCGCACGAGUUGCCCGCACAGAGUCCCACCACUUUAGAGCCGCGCCGUACAUGGGCGGAGCAGGUGUCUCGUCUGGCGGGCGAGGAGCUGGCGGGCGAGUGCGUGGGCGUGUGCGGCGCGGGCGCGGGCGCGGCGCAGGCGGCGCUGCUGGCGCUGCGCGUGCCGGCCGCCACCGCGCCCUCGCCCGCGCCCGACCCGCGCCCGCUGCUGCACGCGCUCAUAUCUAGGGCUAAGCAAGGCACCCGUCGCUCGUGUAUCCGCGUGGCAAUCUGCGGCGGCGACGCGGCGGCCAGCGCGGCCCUGCGCGCGCACGCAGAGCUCGGCGCGCGCCGCCCGCACGACGCGCCCACGCUGCGGUUCUACAUCGUGCCUAUAGGCCCCAGCGUGAUAGCGCGCCACCUGGCGGCGUCAGACGGCGGCUACGCGUCGUUGUUCACGGGCGACUCCUGGGCCAACAUCUGCGAGCGAGCCGCCGAGGGCUCCGCGCCUGAUGUCGCUGAAAUGUCCUCCAGGAUCGGCAGGUAUCUGAACAGCAUCGGUCCAGUGAACAACGUGCCGAUCGGCGAGGCGAUGGUGGCGUAUAGAGAGAAGUCGGGCGACGAGGACGCCAGCCAGACAUUCGUGCCCUUCAUUGCGGAGGUGAGAGUAGGUUGCAGUGAGGGCGGAGUAUCCUCCCUGGAGUUAGAAGAAGGUGGCUCUCCCCCUGCCCGAGCGUCUCCCCCCGCGACCCCGGCGCCCCACCCCCACGUGGCCCCCCACAUGACGGAGCUCACCGCUGCUCCCCUGCCGCUACCCCUACUUGCAAGGACUGAACCACUUGAGCUGCAGUUGGAUUAUUGGCUGGUCCCAGGCCGCCAGCCCGACGGCACGGACAGUAAGGUGACGGUGAAGGCAUCCUUCCGCGCACUGCACGUCACGCGACAGAACGCGCACCUCAGCAUCACGUACCUUACCAAGGAGAAGAAGCAGAAGAUAAUGCGGCUGGGCAAGAAGAAGGAGAAGACGGGCGAGGCCGAAGUAGGACGCGCACAGACCGUAGAUGGAGUCGCAAGACUUAUAUGCUCCGCCAAGAGCUCUCACAACGUGCCGCUCAAAGUAUACAUAGACGGCAUGGAGCUGAAUGGCGUGAAGUUCUUCCAGUUAUCGACGCAGUGGCAGACACACGUCAAGACAUUCCCCGUCGCCACCUGCGGGGCCCCGCUCGCACCGCCUGAGUCGUAGGGGCCCGGUGCCCAUUUCCCCGCUACUAUUUUGCAGGCCCCUUGGGUCCCUGGCCUCAUAGGCCUGACUAGCGCUCGCCCAUCUCCGGCCCGCUCGGAAGCACUCAGCGAAGCUACGAAAUGAGGCUCUAAACUUAGUCUUGCGUACCGACAAAUGUAUUGUAUAACGUUUAUUUAUUAAGCUGUCAAGCUGCCAUGAUUAUAGCGUAGGAUUCGCCUUGUGUUAUGUACCUUGAGUUCGUUAUAUAUCCAUGUAUUCCUGUAGUAUAUAGCUCGCCGUAUACUCGCAUGCUGUAUGGUGUCGUGAUUCAAGCUACAUAAUGCAGGCUCAAGCGUUAACUGUAUCGUCAUAGUCAUUCAUUCAUUAGUUAUCGUAUUUAAUAUAUUAUAAUGUAGUCGUUAUCUGUGUACUCAGUAUAUAUCGAGAAAUAAUGGUUCGUGACAUUUCCAAUAUGUGUAUGUAAUAUAAGUUAGUGUGUGUGUGAGCUUGGCAUGGCUGUGUGUGUACUUUCAACGAAUAUAAGCUUACGUGUAGCCAAAAUUUCGCCGAAUUCCGAUAGUUGUGCGUCGGGCGUCGGCUUGUAAGGACCUCGUGCAGUGCGCGAGGCAGUGAUAGCGUAGUGUUACUGGAGCGAGUAUCGUCGGCACAUAUCAACGUAGGUUCGGUUCCAGUGUUGUGCGCGAUUUUAUUUUUGAUCUGUGAUUCGUGAAUGCAGUUUUUUUUAAUAUCCUAAGGCAAUGGAAACGCGUUGUUGCAAGUCAUAUUUUUGUGUAAUUUUUUACAUAAGCGCAGCUAACAAUGCGUUGUCAACAUUUAUAAUUUUGUACGGCAAACAAUGAACUUUUGAAUGAAGUGUAGAUUUUUACGUAAACUUGAUUAAUUUUAAAAGUAUUAGUAGUUACAUGUAAAUCUUCCUAAUCGCUUAUACUUGCAUAGAUUGAACGAUGUCUUCGAUUUACUUGAACAAGCCAAAAUUUUUAGUCUUUUAAACCUGAAAAUUCGAAAUUAAUUCCGAGCCAAUUUGGAACUUUCUAUUUGGGCUAGUUUAAUUUUGUAGCGGUAACAGUAGAGGGCGUUAGGUACCCCGCAGGUCAACGACUGUCUCAUGAUAUCAUAGAAUUAGUUAUAUAUUCUCAAACUUUACAUAUAUAAUACGUGUAAUACUUAGGUAUAGCUGUGUGGUACUCUAAUAAUGUGGCUGUGUGAAUAAGAAUGUCAAACGAACAGUUUUGACGGCAUCUUACACUAAUUUGAACUUUAAAUCUAUUAAGAUAGGUUCCAAUGUGGGAUUUCGCUAAAAUUGAUAUCGUAUAAGGCUUCGCGUCUCAUAUAUUCUUUAUUAAUACAUUUUAUCGAUGUUAGACAUGUUGUUAGAGCCUAAAUUAAUAAUUAUUCGACAUUUAUAACUAAGGCGUUUGAAUAACGAGACGGUCGCCAUCAGUAACAUAGGACUUCCAAAUAUGUUGAUCUUAGAUCUAAUGUUAUAAAUUAUUAUAUAUCGUUUUAAUAUAUUGACAUAUCGAUAUUAUGCUAUAAAAUUCAAAUUAUAUCUAUUAUCGUGGUUAAAGUAGACGUCUAUUAAUAAUAUUUGCUUCAAAUAGUGUAUUCGUGGUAAUGUUUAGAGUAUUUUGAUUUUUAAUGCAACGUUGCAAAGUUGAAAUUUGAACGAGUAAAGCGUUUUAGAAGUGAGUGUCUAGAAACAAAUGCCAAAAUAAAUUUAGAUUGUUGUGAUUUCGCAUGCUUCAAUUCUCAGUACAAUAAAAUAUAAUUCGCGAUGUAUCUAAUAUUUAGCAACAGACUAGUCAAGUUCGAUUCUCGAGUUGGACAAGGUGUCAUUACAGUUUGGUUUUUAAAAGAUUUGCUCAGCGCUUUACUAUCAAACUUAGAUCAAUAAUAUUUAGAAGGCUUAUGUUACUGCUCUGUCCUUGAAGCAAGUGGGUUUUGAAUGCUAGUCGAGGGAAUAAAAAGAAAACUCGCUUAAUGAACAGAGGGCAUAGUACUUUCUUUUACUUUUAACGAAAUCAAAACGAAUCCGAAACCGCGUUCGUACUGAGAAUUGGUCGGUUCAUUGGAGCUGGCCAAUCAGAGCGUCAAACGCGGUCUCGUUUCGAUUACUUUUAACGUAAAAUAAACUUGUUCUAAGCCCUCUAGAUGUUACAUAUUAUGUCAAGUUCAUAUCUUUUUAAAUUCUCGUUCGACUAGCAUCUAUAAACCCAUCUGUUGGGCUUGUUUGCUCCCACGGGUAACUGUGACAAUAGCUCGCGUAUUAUACGCACUAAUAACAUUUUUCACAAUAAUAACACCGUUUUUAUUUAAAUAUACGCUCUUAAUAUAAGUCGUAUUUAAAUAGCAGUAGGUCUGUUUACCAUUUUAAUAUCUAACAAUAUACUUAUUCGAUCUUAUUCGUGUGCUAAAGGCCUAGUAUGAGUUAUUUUUACGUUAGCGUGAUCCAAACGUUAACUGUCUGAUUGGUUGGUUAACUUGGAGCAGCCAAUCAGAGCGCCGAAGGCCAUGAACGUGUGGAUCGCGUUAGCAUAAAACAAAAUCGUACUACGCCCGUUCUGACAUGUUUCUGAGUAUAGUGUGUGAUGAUGACCAAGCAAUAGUUCUUGGAAGACUAUAUGAAAGUAUUAUUAUUGGAUUUUAAAUGGUUUCGAGCAUCCAAAAAUUCAAUGCAUCAAAUCUGGAACUGUGACCAGUGUUUAGUAUAAUGUGUCAGAGUUCAGUUCAUCAUAUGAGAUUCGCAAUAUAUCUUACAAAGCUGAUAUCGGAAGUUACAGACCGAGGUUGUGGAAUUUGCUGGUUACCGGAGCUCCGGUUCCAAGCAGGAGUGGGAACGGGGUGAUUUUUAGUCAGUCCGAGCCUGACACUCCCUCACACCCUUUCUUUCGCCUCACCCAAGGCGGGAGAUGUCAUUUAAUUGUUUUAAAAAAAUAUCGAAAUAUAAGAAAUUAACGUAAUAGUUAAAGAAGUCUGACAACUGCAUAUUGUAUUAUAAAGAAUGAAUAAGAAACAUGUCAGAACACCACAUCAGAUGUAAAAUAGUCUCAAUAACAGUUUUACUAAAAACUUUGCGCAGUAACGUUUGUUGUUAUAUUUUUCAUAAUAUUUCUUCUCAUAUCUAGUCUGCCAAUUUCAGUCCUAGAGACGCCUUCUGGUUAGUUAUCUUAAGAAGCUUAAGAGUAUUGCUCGAUCUUCUACAUAUAUUGUGCAAUGAGAUCUUCACUGAUGGUUAACUAUCAGAAAAAAGUGUCCUUGUGUGGAAUAUUUGAAAUAAAUACUUUGAAUAUAAUAUCAUCAAAAUCUGUCAAGCUGUUUCAGAAGAUACAUUACAAUAGACAAACGAUCACCGAUACUUUCAUCAUAAUUAUAAAAUACUAGCUGAUCCAGCAAAAUUUGUAUUGUCUAAAUUUUUUUUUACCUAACCCUUCCAUUAUCUACCCUUCCCAAAUCGGUUCAGCCGUUCUCAAGUUUAAGCUAGACUAACUAUUAAAAGAAAUAUUUUGACAAAUAAAAUAACUAACAAUAUAUUAUCUGUGUAUCAUAUCAAGUCGCUUCUAUGUUAUAUAACUAUGUAAAAUAAAGUACGGACUAACUUUUAUCGUUAAUAUUCUCGGGUUCAUAUAGUAAGGGCCCAUAUUUUCUAAUAUUCCACAAGAAUUAUGCCAGGUAGACAAGUUUCGUAUUUUAUGUAAUCCAACGUAUACAGGGCGUGAUUGAAUUUGUAAGUGACAAUUAAAUGAAGUGAAUUAAGGCUACUGAUACGUAUGACUGCCUCGUUGGCCGAGUGGUAGCAAGUGCGAUUGCCGGGCAAAGAGUCUCUGAUUCGAUUCCCGGGUCGG